Molecule: messenger RNA, 2118 nt
Organism: Eriocheir sinensis (Chinese mitten crab)
Lineage: Eukaryota; Metazoa; Arthropoda; Malacostraca; Decapoda; Varunidae
Gene: HPS1
Product: BLOC-3 complex member HPS1-like
Exons: 8
Coding region: 109-2118 (669 amino acids)
Biological process (GO): vesicle-mediated transport
Cellular component (GO): BLOC-3 complex
Molecular function (GO): guanyl-nucleotide exchange factor activity
Source: RefSeq, a predicted model, not a curated record
AGGAGACCCGAGCCCCAGCCCCAGGCCAGGUCACGAGACGUCUGCUGCUGCCGCCCCGCCCACCACCCCUGACCUGCCUGCCGCCCCGGGUCACAGGUCACACACAGGAUGCUCGCCGUGCUCAUCUUCGACCAGCUCAACGACGUGGUGUACCUGAGAUGCGACCACAAGUUCGUGAGGCAUGUGCGCGCCAUGGCCCACGCCCAGAGGCUGCUCGGGGACGGCCAGGUGGACCUCGACCUGGUCACCCAGCUGGACCCCAACAUUGUGGUGCAGCUGUUCUCGCCACUGGUCACCUCGCAGCGGAUCAUGGCCACGCAGUUCAACAACCCCUACACCUCCAUCUCCUGCCAGGACGGGACCAAUGUAGUCUUUAAGGAGUAUGCCGGCUACCUCUUUGUGGGGGUGGGUAACCAGGAGGAGAGCCAACUGCAGCGCAUUGUGAGUGUGGCGAUCAGAAUGGUGCAGCUUAUCGUUGGCCCCUGCGUCACCAUCUUGAAGAAAAGUGAAGAGAAGUGCAGCCUGCUUGACAGCCUACUUGAGGCCUGGCAGAACCUGUAUGGCCGGGAACAGAGUUACCUGGUGGAGGCACUAGAGAGGCUCGUUGUUAAUGCAGAGCUCUCGGCAGCUGCUGUCAAGUCACUGGCUACUGUUAUUGACAUGAUGAAGCCAUGCAAGGACCUCUCUCCCUGCCAUGCUCUGUUCUUUGUCAGAAACAAGUUGCUGGCUCUGUACUCAAGUCGAAGUGCCCCCGAGCUGAGUGCAUCAGACCUGCUGUUCCUAAAUUUGAUGGUGGCAGCGAGUCAGAUCAAGGACGGAGACUACACGGAAGAUGCCGCCCCCAAGGUGGCUGUGACACCUGAGGAGAAGAGGGAAGAUGACGGGAUAGAGUUAGACAGCAGUGACUCUGGGGAGUUCUGCAGCUCGCCCAACACUCCCUCAUUGGGUAGGAAUGCCAGCCAGGCAGAGGAAGAAUCCCAGGGAAAAAUCCGCAGCAACGUAUUGCUACUCCGCACUGAUACAUGUCAACUAACCCCUCACUUGGUACACCACGAGACCCUGUCGGAUGGCCUCUCCUUAGUCAUUGUUUCCGAGGUAAAUCGCACACAAAUGUCUAUUCAGCUCCUGACGCUGCUCUCAGGCUUGGAGGAAAUGCUGUCCGGGGAGCUGAAUGGCCGAGGAAAACUGAUCCUGGACGCGUGUGAUGCAGCUGUCAAGAAGUCUCAGGAGCUGGCCAAGCGUAUUCCCAAGGGCAAGGCUUUUGAACGUGUGGAGAGAGCACUGCAGCAGGUACAGUAUCGUUGGGAUAACUUGAAAAGGAGUGGCUUGGAAGACUGGUUGAAAGGCGGAGAUAGUAACGUACCAACCCGCGUGGAUGCCUCCCUCACCUCCCUGGUGGACCUCACCCGCUCAGCUUGGCGGGCUGCCUGCCUCUGCAUCAGCGCUUCAUCCACAGCAUCUCAGGUGGAGUCGGCAGUGGCCAUGGCUUCAGAGCAGAUGGCUGACUACUGUCACUUUCUGGAGGUCAAAGCCCUGAGAAACAUGACGCUGGGUUGUCGCUCAACCCUCACCAUAAACAAGUACCUUGAAGACUUCCCAGGCUUGGUUCACUUCCUGUACAUUGAUCGCUCAACCCACCAGCUCACCUCUCCCACCCUGCUGCCAGAUGAGGCCGCGGAUGUCCCUCAGGACUCUGACACCCCUGCCAGCAGAACCAGGUCUCUCACGGUCUCCAGGGUGUGGUCCAUGGUGGAGUUUGCACGCUCCCACCUCAGCAAGGGACACUUGUCACUCAUGUGGAAAGAUACGACCUUCAACUAUGCCUAUUUUCUCUGGUUUGAGGACAGCAGCAGCAACCCCUUGAAGGUUGGAGAGUUAGAUGAGAACGUCAUAGAAGCUCUUCCUCUGCCUGGCAUCCUGUGUGACGACUUCUACCGAGCUUUCUGCACCCAGGCAUUCCCCGGCAUGGAUCCCAGCAGAAUACGUAUCUAUGAACUGUUCUGUGUCCACCUGGGCCUGGCCACCUCGCCCUGCGUGCUGGAACACACGCGGCGCCUUGCUGCCACUAUAUGGGAGGUGGCUGGAUCAAUAGAUGCAAACCCUGCUGACCUCCUGUAA